GCAUGGCCCGCAUUGCGGCGUUCUUGCUGGUGGCGCUGCUCUCCUUAGACGUGCAUCUCGCGCAGUCCGCGUCGUGCCGAUCAUGCCCGCCGACAAAGCCUUCCCAGCCUCCACCGUGUAAGCACAAGUCUUCACCAUCGUCCAUACCCUGCCCUCCACCUUCAAAAACUCCCAUGCCCUCACCAACACCCACACUCACCCCGGUGACUCCGACGCCGGCACCGACCCCGACUGUCUUCAUCCCUCCACCUACAAACACUCCGGCACCCACGCCCAUACCGACCUCUGUAACUCCAACAUCGGCACCUCCCCCUAUGAUGCCUCCAAUACCAACCCCUAUAACUCCGGCGCCGGUACCACCUCCUCUCUCUCCAACACCAACACCGGUGGCCCCAACACCUACACCCGUGAUGCCGCCAACACAGACGCCUGUGACACCAACGCCGGCACCGACCCCUGUUUCUCCAACGCCAAACCCGGUGGCCCCAACACCUACCCCUGUGAUGCCACCAACACCGACGCCGGCAUCGACCCCUUUCUCUCCAACGCCAAGUCCGGUGGCCCCAACACCGACCCAUGUGGUUCCGAUGCCAGCACCAACCCCUGUCUCUCCAACGCCAACCCCGGUGGCCCCAACACCGGCCCCUGUGAUGCCGCCAACACCAACAUCGGCGACUCCGAUGCCAGCACCGACCCCCGUUUCUCCAACGCCAACCCCGGUGGCCCCAACACCGACUCCUAUGAUGCCGCCACCACCGACCCCUGUGACUCCGAUGCCAGCACCAACCCCUGUCUCUCCAACGCCAAUCCCGGUGGCCCCAAUACCGACCCCCGUGAUGCCGCCAGCACCCACCCCUGUGACUCCGACGCCACCCCCAGCCCCGGCCGCAGCGCCGGCUACAUCGACCGGCAAGUGCCCCGUGGACACACUAAAGCUGCGUGCGUGCGUGGACGUGCUCAAUGGGCUGUUGCACACGGUGAUCGGCAGUAGCGCCAGCAAUACAUGCUGCCCGCUGCUGUCCGGCGUUGCCGAUCUCGACGCUGCUCUCUGCCUUUGCACCACCAUCAAGGUCAAGGCCCUCAACAUCAACCUCAUGCUGCCCAUCGCCAUCGAGGUGCUCGUCAACCAGUGCGGCAAGAGAGUGCCGAAAGACUUCCGCUGCCCUACAACCCCUGUCUCUCCAACGCCAACCCCGGUGGCCCCAACACCUGCCCCUGUGAUGCCGCCAACACCGACCCCUGUGACACCAACGCCGGCACCAACCCCUGACUCUCCAACGCCAACUCCGGAGGCCCCAACACCGACCCCUGUGAUGCCGCCAACACCACCCCCUGUGGUUCCGACUCCAGCACCGACCCAUGUCUCUCCAACGCUAACCCCGGUGGCCCCAACACCGACCCCUGUGAUGCCGCCAACACACACCCCUGUGACUCCGACGCCAACCCCGGCCCCGGCCCCAGGCCUGGCGACACCGACUGGCAAGUGCCCUGUUGAUACGCUGAAGCUGCUGGCGUGCGUGGAUGUGCUCAAUGGGCUGUUGCACGCGGUGAUCGGCAAUAGCACCAGCGAUACAUGCUGCCCGCUGCUGUCUGGCGUGGCCGACCUCGACGCCGCUCUCUGCCUUUGCACCACCAUCAAGGUCAAGGCCCUCAACGUCAGCCUCGUGCUGCCCAUCGCCAUCGAGGUGCUCGUCAACCAGUGCGGCAAGAGAGUGCCGGACGGCUUCCACUGCCCGAACUAAGCUCCAUUGAUUACUAUAUGUAUGUACUAUCAGUAUCACCUGCAUCUGUAUGC
Triticum aestivum (bread wheat) is the source of this 1795-nucleotide messenger RNA. Its product is annotated as 36.4 kDa proline-rich protein. Lineage: Eukaryota; Viridiplantae; Streptophyta; Magnoliopsida; Poales; Poaceae. The record is from RefSeq and is a predicted model, not a curated record. The transcript is spliced from 2 exons. The coding region runs from base 3 to 1742 and encodes 579 amino acids.